CAUAGGUAUAUAUUCAUUUGUUCUCACCAAAAAAGUGUUGUAAUUUAACAAAAGUGAUCUAUUAAAGUAUAAAAAAUAAAGGUUUGAUGUAGUAAUCUGUAACUUUCUGUAGACAUUUUUAUUGGUAUCUAAGAAUCUUAAAUGCAAGUUGAGGUUUUAAUAUAUGAUGCAUCGAACAAAUCCAACUUAUAGGGAGACUCACCUACUCCCACCAUAUGAAGAUCAACAAUGUCAACUAUGAAUAUAAUAGUAUUCCUGUAAUCCCUCUUCUAAAAUCAACCUCCCCAUUCUAACCAAAUUCAAAUAUUAUGGACUUCGACGAUGUGAUUCCCAAUCUUCCUAUCUACAAAGCUGCAAUGAAUGAUGAUUGGGAUUCCGUGGAGCACAUCUUUGACAAUGAUCCACAGAAACUCGAUGCCAAAGUCACCUCUUGGUGGGAGACACCGCUGCAGAUCGCCGUGGGAACCAACUCUUCCCACCGCUUUGUAACCAAACUCGUGGACAGGAUUAUGGAAACCGAUGUUCAGAAGCUGAGGACUAAGAGCUGGUGGGGUAACACUGCCCUUCACUAUGCUGCUAAGAUUGGGAACACUAGGGCCGCUAGGCUUUUGGUCUCAAAAGAUCCAGGCAUUGCCCAGAUCACUAAUACAGAUGGACACACAGCCCUGAAACUGGCGGCACGCUAUGGUCAACAGGACACUCUGUGGUACUUAUUGGAGGUGACUAAGGAUGAGGUUGGGGAGGAUGGUACCAGUCCAUACACCGGAGUUUCUGGUGCUGAUCUGAUUAGCCUCACCCUAAUUGCAGGUUUAUGUGAUGUAGCCCUGUAUCUAGUCAAAAAGCACCCGAAUUUGGUUACUCAGAAAGAUGGGAACGGGCAGACUGCCUUGCAAGUCUUGGCUACAAAACCGGAUGUUUUUCCUAGCGGCAGCCAGCUAGGGCCCUUGCAGCAUCUCAUUUACUCCUGUAUUACUGUGAAUCUUGAAGAAGCAUCAGACUACUACCCUUCUAGUUUCAGAUUGUUCGUCUCAAAGCUGAUCCUGCUCGUAGCUCCAUGUGCCAAAGAUAUUUACAGUAUGAAACAAAAGCAUUUCCAUACACAAAAACUUGUAAAACGAAUGUGUUCCAUUGUCAUGGACAAAAGCAGCCAUAGUAUAGCCUGGGAUGUACUAGGAACUGCAGUGUCUACGGCUGUAAAACAUGGGAUCCACGAACUUAUAAAAGUGUGUGUUCAAACUUACCCAGAUAUAGUUUGGUACAAUGAUGGAGGGUUCUACUUGUUCAUUGCAGCAAUAAGAUAUCGUCAAGAAAAAGUGUUCAACCUUGUGUAUCGAAUGACAGGGCAUAAGGUAUUUGCAGCAACAGAGAACCCUGAUGAAGACAACCCGUUGCAUAUAGCUGGGAGGCUGUCACCUCUCCACCGACUCAAGACUGUCACUGGGCCAGCUUUGCAACUGCAAAGGGAGCUUCAGUGGUUCAAGGAAGUGGAAAAGCAUGUGGAGCCUUCAUAUAAAGAAGCUUUAAAUAAAGAUCAGAAGACACCAAGAAUGGUAUUUACUGAAGCACACAAGGACUUACUUGAAGAAGGAGAAACAUGGAUGAAAGAAAUGUCAUCAUCGUCUACGGUCGUGGGUGCACUCGUGGUCACAAUGGCAUUUGCUGCAGCCUUUACAGCCCCAGGAGGUAACACCAUUACCGGGUCACCCUUGUUCCUAAAUGAUGGAAUCUUUCUCCUUUUUAUCGUGUCGGAUGCCAUUGCGUUAUUCUCUUCCACGACGUCUGUGCUGAUGUUCUUAGCGAUACUUACUUCACGCUACGCAGAAGAAGAUUUUUUCUACGCUUUACCUAAAAGAAUGAUGAUUGCGCUCGUGUCUCUUUUCUUGUCACUCGCUGCCACAAUGACGGCAUUUAGCGCGACACUUGCACUGGUACUCCGUGAUCGAAUAUCAUGGAUAGCUGCACCAGUUAUAUUGAUGGCAUCUGUUCCUGUAACCUUGUUUGCUAUGCUCCAGUUCCCCUUGCUUGUCGAGCUAGUCUAUUCCACAUACGGACAAAACAUUUUUCAUAAAGAAAACAAUGUAUUGCUUCAUUAGAUCCUUAUUCGAA
Cynara cardunculus var. scolymus (artichoke) is the source of this 2106-nucleotide messenger RNA. RefSeq lists its product as uncharacterized. NCBI's taxonomy places the organism in Eukaryota, Viridiplantae, Streptophyta, Magnoliopsida, Asterales, Asteraceae. The transcript has 5 exons. The record is from RefSeq and is a predicted model, not a curated record. Bases 309 to 2093 code for a protein of 594 amino acids. Gene Ontology annotation, molecular function: protein binding.